This is a messenger RNA of Guillardia theta CCMP2712, 1473 nucleotides long. RefSeq lists its product as hypothetical. The transcript is spliced from 5 exons. NCBI's taxonomy places the organism in Eukaryota, Cryptophyceae, Pyrenomonadales, Geminigeraceae. The record is from RefSeq and is a predicted model, not a curated record. Bases 1 to 1473 code for a protein of 490 amino acids. Gene Ontology annotation, biological process: proteolysis. Gene Ontology annotation, molecular function: cysteine-type peptidase activity.
AUGGAAUAUGGGUUGUCAGCGCUGCUGAACUCAGGGAAAGCAGGGUUUCUUUCAGAAGAUGUAGUCGAGGCGUUAAUCCUCGAGGGGAACAACGGACUAGAACCAGAGGAAGCUAGAUUUCAUGUAGCACGGCUACAAGAUAAGAGGUAUGCAAACGAGCAAUCUAAAAACCAGAGCAAGCCGCAGAGAGGGACUAUUGUCCUCCCGAGAAUAGUUGCUUGUUUGAAAGAUCAAGAGGGGAGGACAAGAAGAGCAAAGCGACUGCUCACAGGAGCAGUUCAGCCAUUCCUAUUCCCAUGCAUAGAGAACGGCAAUCACUGGAUACUAAUCGUGGCAGAUUUCACCACGAAAAGAAUACACAUUGUCGACUCGCUCAGCAAAGCUGAGAGAGAUCUGGGAAUAAUCCGAAGCCAAAGGGAGGCACAGUUUCAGCUGGAUGGCGCGCAGCGAAUGGAUUUGGCAACACUUGCGGCGACGAUUGUCACCGAGGCAUUCAGCAACCAGCAAGAGCAAGAAACGAUAUGGAACGCAUCUAUACUCACAGAACUGCAACAAACAGACAACCACAGCUGCGGGACCUUCGUACUGCUGCAUCUACUACUGAUCGCAAAGACAAGAUGGCUGACACAACAACAGGACAUCCCCUACACAGAGCUCUACAAUGCGCGCGAGAUACGGGAUAUAUGGACUGGCAAACAACAGAGCUCACCACGGAAAGCAUACCUAACCAGAUUGAAAGGCAAGAAGACAGCCCAGAACGCGCAGGCGAGAUACCGACAACCCAAGCAACUGAGACAUCGAGGCAAGACCAGCGAAAACCUUCCAAUGCAAGGAGAACAGAAACAUCAGAGCAAGCAUCAUGGUCAAUUUGUGCUGAAGCACAUCCUGGGAUACCUGAUCGAGACGUACCAACCAAGCGUUGUAAUGUUGCAGGAGGAGGAUGAGCAAGCCGACAUGUGGAAAGCGCUGAGUCAGAUGCUAAGGACAGAUCCAAGCGUCAAGCUCACCAUCGUCGGAGGCGACUUUAAUGCAUCUCGAAAACACCCUGAGAUCCUCAUGAGAGAAGGAUACGGGAGCAACUCGAGCGUGCACCACGCCGACGAGGAAAUGGAAGCAAUCUUAAACGAGUUAGGGCAAUUUCAAACAAUCACCUGCGAGAAAAUGAGCAGAAGCAGCACGCACUUCACCUUCUCCACAUGGUACAAGCAGGGUCAUCAUCAAGCAAAACUGGAUCAUUUUUUUGCUUUCCAUCACCCAUCCUACACAGUAAGCUUAAUAUCGCAGACCGCAGAGGAUUGCAUCAUAGGAGCCGCAAUCGACCACAGAGCACUUGUAGUGAAUGUGAGCUCGCUCAAUGCUGAGGGUAAGCAAGCCAUCCCAAAGAUUGAAAUUCUCUCGCAAAGGAGGGAUCGUGAAGCAACCCCUGGACAAGCUAUCGGGAAGACUAGGCGUGGAAUGGGCAAUAGCACUUGA